UUCCUACAUAAAGGAGUGCCCUGUAUCAGCUCCAACGCAAAGCCAACUAAUAUAACCAGUAAACAAACUCUCUUUUCUUUCUCUCCAUGGCUGAAUUACCAUCUCCCGAACAACCACGUCCACCAUCGUCCCCUUCCACGAUGGUCAAAGGUGGCUCGAACUACCCUGUCCACCAGACCUUAGCCAGUGCAGCUAAUCUUGCUAACCUUCUACCUACCGGCACAGUCCUCGCCUUUCAGACCCUCACUCCUACUUUCUCCAACAAUGGGUCCUGCCAACUUUCCAAUAAGUUCCUUACAGCAUCUAUCAUUAUAUUUUGUGCUCUCCUUUGUUUCUUAUCUUCAUUUACAGAUAGCUUCAAGGACAAUGGUACUGAUGGGAAACUCUAUUAUGGCAUCGCCACAUUCAAAGGCCUCUACAUCUUUAACUACAGUAAACUUGAGAACAUUAACACGGAUUUGGAAAAGUAUAAGAUCAAGUUCUUAGAUUUUGUUCACGCCUUUAUGUCGCUCUUUGUGUUCUUGAUCUUUGCUCUUAGCAACUCCCAUGUGCAAAGCUGCUUCUUAACUGGCGUGGGAAUAAACUACAGUGAGUUAGCAAUGAAUUUGCCACUAGGGGCUGGGAUUUUAUCAAGCUUCUUCUUCACAAUCUUUCCAACUGCUCGUAGAGGGAUCGGAUACACAGACAUGGUGCCCCAAGCAUAAUAUAUAGUAGCUUUUGUAAAACAUAAAUUAUGUAGAUGUGCAUUCCAAAGAAAACAAAAUUAUGGAGAUUUGGCUGUUGAUAU
This is a messenger RNA of Prunus mume (Japanese apricot), 787 nucleotides long. RefSeq names its product inactive Serine/Threonine-kinase, putative (DUF679). NCBI's taxonomy places the organism in Eukaryota, Viridiplantae, Streptophyta, Magnoliopsida, Rosales, Rosaceae. The record is from RefSeq and is a predicted model, not a curated record. Gene Ontology annotation, biological process: endomembrane system organization.